Molecule: messenger RNA, 2743 nt
Organism: Boleophthalmus pectinirostris (great blue-spotted mudskipper)
Lineage: Eukaryota; Metazoa; Chordata; Actinopteri; Gobiiformes; Gobiidae
Gene: pik3r2
Product: phosphoinositide-3-kinase, regulatory subunit 2 (beta)
Exons: 15
Coding region: 10-2226 (738 amino acids)
Biological process (GO): insulin receptor signaling pathway; phosphatidylinositol phosphate biosynthetic process
Cellular component (GO): phosphatidylinositol 3-kinase complex
Molecular function (GO): 1-phosphatidylinositol-3-kinase regulator activity; protein binding
Source: RefSeq, a predicted model, not a curated record
UCUCACAAAAUGGCCGCUGAAGGUUUCCAGUACCGCGCCCUCUAUCAGUUCACGAAAGAUCAGGAGGAAGACUUGGAUCUGCUGCCUGGAGAUCUGCUCACGGUUAGCAAGGCGUCGCUGCUGUCCUCUGAAAGCUACCAGGAAGGUUGUGAAGAGCUGCCGGAGAGGUUGGGCUGGCUUCUGGGCUACAACGAAAGGUCCAAGCAGAGAGGUGAUUUUCCUGGGACGUAUGUGGAGUUCGUGGGACCUGUCAAGAUGAGUGUCCCCACGACGCAGCCUCGAUCUCAGAGACCCCUGCCUGCAGCGCCCACAGCAGACCCCAACAAAGCUGUUUGGGUGCCUGACCUGAGUGAGCAGUUCACACCCCCGGAGACGGCCCCCCCAGCGCUGGUCAGCCUCCUCCAGGCCAUCGAGAGGAGAGGUUUGGACAGUAAGCUGUUGUACAGGACUGUUUCAGAAAACCCAACACCAAGCCUCCUCAGUGACGCUGACCUGAACCACAGAGACGUUGGUUUUCUGUCUGAGUGUGUGCUGAGCUAUUUGAGAGACCUGCCCUCUCCUGUCAUCCCCAUCAGUGUCUACCCUCACCUGCAGGGGGCGCUCAACAACCAGCAGCAGAGCCAGGCCACAGAUGGUGCGGUUGCUGGGGGUCACGAUCGAGAGGUGAGCCUGGUACUGGAGAGCUCUGCCUCUGUCCCCCUUCACCACCGCCUCACGCUGCAGUUCCUUCUCACUCACCUGAGCCGAGUGAUCCAAAGCCAGGCCCUCAACGGCCUGGACACCCACACUCUGGGGCUCAUCUUUGGGCCUCUGCUCAUCCGGACUGGCCCCUCCUCUGGAUGGUCACCAGUGGAUGAGCAGUUCCCAGCUCUGGUUCUGGAGAGGUUGAUCACUGAGAGGACCACACAGCAGGACAUCACCCCUCCAGUUCUCCCAGCAAAACCAGUCACCUCUAAAACUGCACCAUCGACUAUGACUGACAUGACCACGCUGCUCAACGACGCCGAGUGGUACUGGGGAGAAAUCUCCAGAGAGGAGGUGAACGAGAAGAUGAGAGACACUCUGGAUGGUACUUUUCUGGUCCGAGAUGCCUCCAGCAAACUGGAGGGAGAGUACACCCUGACCCUCAGGAAAGGGGGGAACAACAAACUGAUCAAGAUCUACCAUCGAGAGGGUUUUUACGGCUUCUCUGAGCCCCUCACCUUCAGGUCUGUGGUGGAGCUCAUCCAGCACUACCGCCACGAGUCCCUGGCCCAGUACAACACCAAACUGGACACCAAGCUACUUUACCCAGUCUCCAAGUACCAGCAGGUCUGUUUGGUGAAGGAGACCAGUAUUGAGGAAGUGGGAGAGCAGCUGAAGGUGUAUCACGAGCAGUACCAGGAGAAGAGUCGCGAGUACGAUUCCCUGUAUGAGGAGUACACACGCACCUCACAGGAGCUGCAGAUGAAGCGUACAGCCAUUGAAGCCUUUAAUGAGACCAUAAAGAUCUUUGAGGAGCAGUUUGAGACUCAGGAGCGCUACAGCCGAGAGUCUUUGGAGAGAUUCCAGCGAGAAGGCAACGAGAAGGAGAUACAAAAGAUCCAGAGUAACUCGGAGCGUCUGAAGUCUCGUGUGAAGGAGAUCCAUGACAGUAAAGUGAAGCUGGAGCAGGACCUGAGGCAGCAGGUCAGUGACAACAGAGAGAUCGACAAGAAGAUGAACAGCCUCAAGCCCGACCUCAUGCAGCUCCGCAAGACCAGGGACCAGUACUUAAUAUGGCUCACACAGAAGGGAACGCGACAGAAGAAGAUCAACGAAUGGCUGGGUAUCAAGAAUGACGCAGAUGACUCCUAUUCGCUGGAGGAGGACGACGCCUCUCCUCACCAUGACGAGGGCACCUGGUACGUGGGGGACAUCACGCGCACUCACGCCGAGGACAUGCUGAGGGGCAAAUGUACCGGCACGUUCCUCAUCCGCGACAGCCAAUCACAGAAGGGCUCCUACGCCUGCUCUGUCGUUGUGGACGGCGACACCAAACACUGCGUCAUCUACAAGACGGCCACAGGUUACGGCUUCGCGGAGCCCUACAAUCUGUACUCGUCCCUCAAAGACCUCGUGCUGCAUUACAAGAACGUGUCUCUGGUCCAACACAACGACCACCUGAAUGUCACGCUGGCCUACCCGGUACUGGCGCGCCCGCGAGCCAACAGCACCCCAGAUGAGCUAGCCCCACCCGACCCCUAACCACGCAAACCCAAACCCAAACUAUGGUUCACAUUUCUACGGGUGGGUAGACUCAGUGUUUCCACAUAUUCGCACAACACGGCGACGGCGAUGCGGCUACAAGCACACGAUGUACUGUUACGUUUAGCUAGCUGUUAGCCGUUAGCCGCUCGCUGUUAGCCGUUAGCCGUGACUGUACAUUGGGUUUUUAAAUACUCCGUGACUAUGGACAUCUACAGAAGCACACCCAUGUUUAAGUAGGAGGUGCUGUCAGCCCUUGGGCAAGAGACAAAGGCCCAAUGUCACACACAGACUGCCUGCACUAACUAUGUAGACAACAGCCUGUCAUUCACCCAGCAGACACAGGCUUGGCUAAACAUGGCUGCUCGCUUCAACUUACAAAAGCAAAUCUAUGAAAAAACAAACAAACAAGUGGACCAGGGGGUGUUGUCACUGGAGUUUAAAGGGCCUGUAUUACGCGACAUUGACUCUUGUGAGCUUUAAGGUGUGUUAGAAUGUUGUUACCUGAUUAAAAAUA